AUGACAAGUGAAAAGAUGAGUUCAAGGCGCGAUGAUAGCGUAUUUACGGCGAUACAACAACCGGCACCGAUGCAACAAGACGGGAAUAUGGCGACCAAUUGGCGUGAAUGGAAAAUGGCAUUCGAUUGUUUCUUAAUUGCUUCUGGAAAAGAAUCAGCUUCGUCAAAGGAGAAGUGUGCACUUUUCAUGCAUGUUAUUGGAAAAUAUGGAAGAGAAAUUUUUGAAGAACUAGAUAUACCGGAUAUUGAAUUUGAUUAUGAAAAAUUAUGCAUUACGUUUUGUGAACACUGCGACCCAAAGAAAAAUGUUAAUUACGAACGGCACAUAUUUUUCGAAACAUAUCAAGCUGAAGAUAAUUUUGAUAAAUUUAUUGGUGCCUUAAAAAUAAAAAGCAAGAAUUGUGAGUUUGGAUUAUUAAAAAACAGUUUAAUAUUAACUCAGUUGAUACGUGGAAUUAAAGAUGCCCAAAUGAGAGAAAAACUGUUGGCAAAAUCAUCAAUGUCCUUGGAUGAGGCAAUACAGUGGUGUCGUGCAGCGGAACGUGCUACAGAACAGGCAGCGGCGUGUUGCAGUCGACAACCGAACAUCAGUGUGGAGCAGAUGACGAGGCAAACGAGGACUACUUCAGCACAACGCCAGUGGUAUAACCCAGGUGCUAAUGUCAGGACUCGCGGCGGUGAUGGGAGGCUGGCUACGUCGGGGAGGCGCGCGUUUGGACUACAACCGCAGUGGCGCAGCGGUGACAACGGAGCGGCUGGCCGCGGCCGGUAUACAGGUUCACCUGUAUGUACUAAAUGUAAUUUACUGCACAAGGUUAGUGAUCGCUGUCCGGCUUUUUCAAUGAGAUGUUAUCGUUGUGAUAAAAUCGGUCAUUUCGCGAAAUGUUGUAAAAUAAAAUUUACACAUGAAGUGACAGAAGUAACUGACACCCCUGAGUACAAAGAUAAUAAUGAGUUGUUAUUGUAUAAUAUUAGUAUAGACACUUUGUGUAAACAGUACGAGUCGUGGUAUGAAAAUGUUAUAGUGAAUGGUGUAAACUUAUACUUUAAAUUAGAUAGUGGCGCCGAUGCGUCUGUCAUGUCUUUAUUUUCUUAUAAUAAUGCAGGAUUUAAGGAAUGUCAACUUAGUAAGUGUGCCACAGUAUUAAGAGAAAUAAGCAAAAAUAAAUUGCCCGUGAUUGGUUACUUCGAUGCUAUGAUACAAUAUAAACAACGUAGUUGUAAAGAAAGAAUUUAUGUGUUAGAAGUUAACUGCAAUAAUUUAUUAAGUUUAAGGGCGUGUGUAUGUUUAGAAUUAAUAUUGCGGUCUAAUGAAUUAUCUGUAAACGGUAUGUACAUUGAUGAGUCAGUCUUUCAAGGUAUGGGUUGUUUGCCGUCUGUUUGUAAAAUCGUUAUCGACGAAACCGUACCGCCCGUGGUAAAUGCCACCCGUAAAAUUCCUAUUAAGUUGCGUCCUAGAUUAAAACAGGAACUUGAUAACAUGGUAAAACAAAAUAUAAUAAUUAAAGAAGAGGGCCCAACCGACUGGGUAUCGAAUAUUGUAGUAGUAGAGAAGCCUGAUAAGUCAUUACGUGUAUGUUUGGAUCCUAGGAAUUUAAAUAGAGCUAUUAAACGAAGUCAAUUUCUGCUGCCUACACUGGACGAAAUUGCUAGUAAUCUGUCUGGAGCUAAGUAUUUCUCUAAAUGUGAUGCUAAGAAGGGCUUUUGGAUGCAAAAAUUGGAUGAUUGUAGUUCUAAGCUUUGUACGUUUAGCACGCCGUUCGGAAGGUAUAGAUUUUUAAGAAUGCCGUUUGGUAUUAAUUCAGCUCCGGAAAUAUUCCAUAAUGAAAUGUAUAAAAUAUUUAAAAUUGAGGGUGUCGAAGUUUACAUAGACGACCUAUUAAUAUGGGGUAAAACUCGUGAGGAACAUGACUCACGAUUAAGGGAGGUAAUUCGUAGGGCUAAAGAAAACGGUGUAAAAUUUAAUAAAGAAAAAUGUUUAUUUGGUUCAAAACAAGUAACGUUUUUAGGUCAUAUUUUUAGUGCUAGUGGGAUGCAACCAGACAAUAAUAGGGUCAAAGCUAUACUGGAUAUUCCAACACCUAUAGACAGAAAGGAACUAGAACGGUUUUUAGGCGUAACUAAUUAUUUGUCCCGAUUUAUACCUAAUUAUUCAGACAUUGCAUCUCCAUUGCGCGAAUUAUUAAAAAAGAAUAUACUUUUCGAGUGGCUUGAGGUACAUGAAAAAUCAUUUAGAUUAUUAAAAGAUAAAAUUAGCAGCGCCCCUGUAUUACGUUAUUAUUCUCCGCACGAACCGGUUACUGUAUCAGUGGAUGCCAGUUCGCGCGGGCUGGGUGCAUGCUUACUGCAGGGGGGGCAGCCGGUAGCAUACGCGGCGCGCACACUUACACCGGCUGAGUCGAGAUGGGCACAGAUUGAAAAAGAAAUGCUGGCCGUAGUUUUCGGAUGCCUUAGGUUUCACCAAUACGUUUACGGACACGAUAAGGUUACAAUCGAGAGUGACCACAAACCGUUAGAGGCCAUUUUGAAAAAACAAUUGAAUGAAACUCCGGUCCGGCUUCAACGAAUGCUAUUAAAACUGCAACGUUAUUCCGUACAAUUAAAAUAUAAACCAGGUAGAUUAUUAUAUAUAGCCGAUACACUAUCUCGCGCGGCAACGGAUCGAAGUAGGGAUGACGAUGAAACGUAUGAUGAAGUGAUGAUACAUGUUAACACGUUAUAUGAAAAUGUUGAGGCGAGUUCUAUAAUGUUAAAUAAAAUUAAAGAGGAAUCAAUAAAGGACGUGGUCUUAAAUAAAGUUUCGGAUUAUUAUUUUACAGGUUGGCCAUCUAACAAAAGAGAUGUAACUUCUUUAAUAAAACCUUUUUGGAAUGUUCACAAUGAAAUACAUGUAGUUAAUAGUAUUUUAUUCAAAGGGGAUAGGGUUAUUAUACCAGAUUCGUUGCGUAAUGAAAUGUUAUCCCGGAUACACGAGGGACAUUUAGGUGUAGAAAAAUGUCAGAGAAGAGCGCGUGAAGUCAUAUGGUGGCCGGGUAUGUCUGCCGCCAUUGAACGUGCGGUACUUAACUGUCAGACUUGCCAACGGCACCGCGCGGCCAACCCUCGCGAGCCGCUGGUGCCACAUCCUAUUCCUCGCCUACCCUGGGAAAUCGUGGCGGCCGAUAUAUUCGAGUUCAAAAAUAAAUACUAUUUGUUAGUCGUAGAUUACUACUCAAAAUUUUUAGAAGUUACACAGAUACCUAACUUAUUCAGUUCAUCGGUUAUACAUGUCAUGAAAGAUAUUUUUAGUCGCUUUGGAAUACCGGAAAAACUUGUUACUGAUAACGGCACCCAAUUUACGUCACAAGAAUUUUGUAAUUUUUCUAAGUCUUGGGAAUUCAAUCACGUGACUAGCUCGCCACUUUAUCCCAGGUCAAAUGGUCUCGCAGAGCGUAAUGUACGAACUAUAAAAACAUUAUUACUUAAAUCUCACGAAAAUGGUGAAGACUGGCAUUUAGCGUUACUUAAUUUUAGAAAUACACCAAUUACAGGGGAGGUUUAUUCACCAGCACAGUUAUUAAUGAACCGCCGAUUGAAAACCAAGCUACCUACUACCGAUAAGUUGUUAGAAUCCAAUCCAGUUUCUUAUAAUGAUAACUUUAAAUAUAGAUUAAAUAAUAUUAAAAAAGGCAAAAAGUAUUAUGACCGUGGUACACGAAAUUUAGUGCCAGUGUAUCCCCACGAAAUGGUACGCAUGAGGCAGAAAAAUGUAUGGGUAAAGGCCAAGGUUAAAAAACAAGAGCAUGGUAAUCGUUCAUACUGGUUGGAAACUGAAAAUGGUGGAAGGUACCGUAGAAACCGUACGGAUAUUUUAAAAUUACCUAAUUCGAAAAGCGAUUGCGUAAUAAAUCGUAAAGAGAAUAAUUAUUAUAGUAAGUAUUUAGAUUGGGACGAUAGUGAGCCGGUGCCAUCAACGAGUUCAUCCUUUCGCGUAACGGGACACGGCAACGAGGCCAAAACUCAGGAGGACAAUACUCAGGGUGUUCAGGCACAGAUUGUCCACUCCAGAGGCACUGGAUAUCGCUGCACUGCUGCGGACCCAGGGCGUCUAGACGUGGACGUAGACUUAAAUAUAUGA
Molecule: messenger RNA, 4116 nt
Organism: Achroia grisella
Lineage: Eukaryota; Metazoa; Arthropoda; Insecta; Lepidoptera; Pyralidae
Exons: 2
Coding region: 1-4116 (1371 amino acids)
Biological process (GO): DNA integration
Molecular function (GO): nucleic acid binding; zinc ion binding
Source: RefSeq, a predicted model, not a curated record